This is a messenger RNA of Penicillium odoratum, 519 nucleotides long. RefSeq names its product anthrone oxygenase family protein. The transcript has 2 exons. Bases 1 to 519 code for a protein of 172 amino acids. The record is from RefSeq and is a predicted model, not a curated record. Lineage: Eukaryota; Fungi; Ascomycota; Eurotiomycetes; Eurotiales; Aspergillaceae.
AUGGCGUCCAAACUACUUGGUAUCCGCAUGGCACAAGUCAUUGGUAUAUCGGGCGCCGCAUGGCUAUCUGGGAACAUUGCGGCGUUAAGCACAAUUGCCAUACCUGCAGCUGUCCAAUGCCAAAAAGAAGACCACAAAUCCUCAAGCCUGCUAGCAAAGCAAUGGAAAGCCCUUUUUGAGAACGGAAAAGCGAAAAAUCCUCCCAUUGCAGCGGCAGUUGCCUCUUCUUUGGUAUACUUGGCGUGGACUGUCCGCCAGGGAAGUCCUUUACACAAGACGGCAGUGAAUAGUCGCAGCGGUCUCUACCUCGCAGCGGCUAUGCUUACUGUCAGCAUUGUCCCAUACACAAUCAUAUUUAUGUCGAGGACAAACAAUGCGCUUCUGGAGAAGGCUGAUUCAACAUCUGAUAGCGACAAAGAUGUUCCAGAGCUGGUCAAGCGAUGGAAUACCCUAAAUAUGGGCCGAUCUAUAUUUCCUCUGGGUGGUGCUGUUUUUGCGGUUGUCGCAACACUUUUGUAA